Molecule: messenger RNA, 1038 nt
Organism: Miniopterus natalensis
Lineage: Eukaryota; Metazoa; Chordata; Mammalia; Chiroptera; Miniopteridae
Product: olfactory receptor 52I2-like
Biological process (GO): G protein-coupled receptor signaling pathway
Cellular component (GO): plasma membrane
Molecular function (GO): olfactory receptor activity; G protein-coupled receptor activity
Source: RefSeq, a predicted model, not a curated record
UGCAUUCUUUUCUUACAUUUCUUACAUCUUUUUAUGCAUUAACAGGAAAGCGUCUCAUCUGUGAUGCUGGGGCCACCCUACAACCACACAGUGGAAACCCCUGCCACCUUCUUCCUUGUGGGUAUCCCAGGUUUGCAGUCUUCACAUCUUUGGCUGGCUAUCUCACUGAGUGCCAUGUAUAUCAUAGCCUUGUUAGGAAAUACCCUCAUAGUGACCACAAUCCGGAUGGACUCCACUCUACAGGAGCCCAUGUUCUACUUCCUGUGUGUUCUGGCUGCCGUGGACAUUGUUAUGGUGUCCUCUGUAGUGCCCGAGAUGGUGAACAUCUUCUCCUCAGGAGGCGGUUCCAUCAGCUUUAAUGCUUGUUUCACUCAGAUGUAUUUUAUCCAUGUAGCCACAGCUAUGGAGUCAGGGCUGCUGCUGGUCAUGGCUUUUGACCGCUAUGUAGCCAUCUGUAAGCCUCUACACUACAAGAGUAUUCUCACACCUCAAGUGAUGCUGGGAAUGAAUGUGGCUAUCACCAUCAGAGCUGUCAUAUUCAUGACUCCACUGAGCUGGAUGGUGAGUCAUCUACUUUUCUGUGGCUCUCAUAUGGUUCUCCAUUCUUACUGUGAGCACAUAGCUGUGGCCAAGUUGGCAUGCACAGACCCCAUGCCUAGUAGUCUCUAUAGUCUGAUUGGUUCUUCCAUUAUUGUGGGCUCCGAUGUGGUCUUCAUUGCUGCUUCUUAUAAUCUGAUUCUUCGGGCUGUCUUUAGUCUCUCUUCAAAGAAUGCUCAGUUGAAAGCAUUAAGUACAUGUGGCUCCCACGUGGUGGUUAUGGCUCUGUACUACCUACCUGGGAUGGCAUCCAUCUAUGUGGCCUGGCUAGGGCAGGAUACAGUGCCUUUGCACACCCAAGUACUGCUAGCUGACUUGUACCUGGUCAUCCCACCUGCUUUAAACCCCAUUAUCUAUGGUCUGAGGACCAAACAGAUACGGGAGCGAAUGUGGAGCUUGCUGAUGCACUGUCUCUUUGACCACUCCCGCCUGGCUUCAUGA